AUACAUCCGCCUUGUGCCGCACGUUAUAAACAAAACAACGCUUCUGUCACUGCAACAAUUUGCGCUGUUUGAAAAGAGAAACAACGUUUUUGUGGACUUUUUUCAUCUCAGAAGUGUUCAUCUCAGGACAAUCAGAAGUUUAAUCCACAGGUUCUACAGCUCCUUGAAAUGGAUGACAUCCAGGUUGUUGAGUCCAAACCCCUGCUGGUUGACAGGGAACUCCCGGGCCUGAGAGAGGCUGUGCAGCAGCUUGUUAUCAAGGAGCAUGAUGUGGAGACUCCUCAUGGAAGAAUUCACUGUACAAUGAAGGGGGUUCCCAAGGGUGACAGACCAGUCAUCCUCACCUUCCAUGACAUUGGACUAAACCACAAAACUUGCUGGGACACGCUCUUCAACCAUGAGGACAUGUCAGAGAUCAUGCAGCACUUUGCCGUAUGUCAUGUUGACGCCCUCGGGCAGCAUGAGGGAGCUAACACCUUUUCCACUGGAUAUGAGUACCCUUCUAUGGACCAACUCUCUGAGACCCUUCCACUGGUGUUAAAGCACUUUGGGCUGAAGAGUGUUGUCGGAAUGGGCAUUGGAGCCGGGGCCUACAUUCUGACCAGAUUUGCUCUGGACUACCCGAACAUGGUGGAGGGGCUGUUGCUCAUCAACAUCAACCCAUGUGCUGAGGGAUGGAUGGACUGGGCUGCACACAAGAUCAGCGGCUGGACCAAUGCCAUGCCUGACAUGAUCAUCACCCACCUCUUUGGAAAGGAGGAGAUCCACAACAAUCAGGACCUAAUUGGAACAUACCGCCACCACAUCAUGAAUGACAUGAAUCAGUUUAACCUGCAUCUCUUUGUCAAGUCCUACGAAAGUCGGAGGGAUCUGGAAAUUGAGAGGCCGAUCCCCGGAAGCAACGUCAGGACCCUCAAGUGCCAUUCUCUGCUGGUGGUUGGCGACAGCUCUCCUGCUGUGGAGGCUGUGGUUGAGUGCAACACCAAGCUGGACCCAACAAAGACGACCCUGCUUAAGAUGGCUGACUGCGGAGGCAUGCCCCAGGUUGACCAGCCUGCCAAACUGACCGAAGCUUUCAAGUACUUCAUUCAGGGCAUGGGAUACAUGCCCUCUGCCGGCAUGACCCGCCUGGUCCGCUCCCGGACCGCCUCCGGCUCCAGCGUCACCUCCUUUGAGGGCAACCGCUCCCGCUCCCACACCAGCGAGGGCAACCGCUCCCGCUCGCACACAAACGAGGGAAACCGCUCUCGCUCGCACACAAACGAGGGCAGCCGCAGCCACGCUGCCGAGAACCAGCGUGGACGCUCCCACACGGAGGGCACGGGCAACAGCAACGUAGACCAAGCCGUGCCCAAGUCCACCGAAGUGUCCUGCUAAGUGAACCUUCACUCCCCAGGCACGCAAACCUCUCAAGGUCCCUUCGGGUUGUGCUGCGCUGCCUCUAACUGACACACACAUUACUACGCACAUACACACUAAUGUGGAGAGGGACAUUAAGAUAGCAUUCCUGGAAUUGUAAAAAUGCGCAAUGGACACUCACAUGCAGACUAUUUGAUGCAGCUGAGAUGCCCCAAUUUGAAAAUAUGAUGUCUUUUGAGUGGGAGGUCAGGGUCAACUGUAUGUCUGUUUAAUCAUUCUGAAGGACUCAAACAUAUCUGUACAGAAAAUGCUCCUGAGCUCCUUGGUCAGGUGAAUGUUUAGUUAGGGGCAACGCAGCAUUUGGGAACACCGAAGCUGCGAAUGUCUGAGAAAGCUGUGGCGUCAAGGACACCAGCUUGUUCAUUUAUCUCUCAUAAAAAAAGUUUUUAUUUCCAUUUCUGCAUUCCCUUAUCCCAGUUUUAUCCAUUUUUACCAUAUUGACACAGCUUUCUUAAAUAUACCUGACAGUAAAUGACUGUUUUGUCUGUUCUAACUGUAA
Molecule: messenger RNA, 1918 nt
Organism: Perca fluviatilis (European perch)
Lineage: Eukaryota; Metazoa; Chordata; Actinopteri; Perciformes; Percidae
Gene: ndrg1a
Product: N-myc downstream regulated 1a
Exons: 16
Coding region: 169-1377 (402 amino acids)
Biological process (GO): signal transduction
Cellular component (GO): cytoplasm
Source: RefSeq, a predicted model, not a curated record